GGCGCGGCCCCCCCAGCCCGGCGGAGGAGAGGCGUGAGGGCUCUCGGGCAGGAUGCCGCUGGUGAAGAGGAACAUCGAGCCCCGGCACCUGUGCCGGGGGGCUCUGCCCGACGGGGUGACGAGUGAGCUGGAGUGUGUCACCAACAGCACCCUGGCUGCCAUCAUCAAGCAGCUGGGCAGCCUCAGCAGGCACGCUGAGGACAUCUUCGGGGAGCUGUUCAAUGAGGCCAACAGCUUCUACAUGAGGAUGAACUCGCUGCAGGAGAGGGUGGACCUGCUGGUCAUCAAGGUGACGCAGCUGGACUCCACUGUGGAGGAAGUUUCUCUACAGGACAUCAACAUGAGGAAAGCCUUCAAGAGCUCCACGGUGCAGAACCAGCAGGUUGUGUCUCGCAACUCCAUCCCCAACCCAGUGAUGGAGAUGUACCAGCGCUGCGACAAACCCCCACCACUCAACAUCCUCACACCCUACAGGGAUGACAAAAAGGAUGGCCUCAAAUUCUACACUGACCCCUCCUACUUCUUCAACUUAUGGAAGGAGAAAAUGUUGCAGGCAACAGAAGAUAAGAGGAAGGAGAAGCGCAGACAGAAGGAACAGCGGCUGGUGGAGGACUCCACCCGGGAGGUGAAGAAAGUGAGGAAAGCCCGAAACCGGCGGCUGGAGUGGAACAUGAUGGCAUAUGAUAAAGAGUUCCGGCCCGAUAACAGGUUCUCACCAUCCCCCUAUCACAUGGCGUCAUCGGAAGGAUCACUGUCCCCAGAUAAUAGAUCCUACGCGUCAGACGCGGCUGACCACUCGUACCCAGCGAGCCCCAACCACCCCGCGCAGCUGCUGGCCCCGGUGGAGCACAAGGAGGGGGUGCUGGCCCCCCCCAAUCCCCAGGAGCACGUGUACCGCCCGGCCCCGGGCAGCCGCCAGAACAGCCUCAGCCGGCUGCAGCAGCCCCACGCGCCGCCGCCGCCCGAGGCCGUGCUCAACGGGCCCAGACCGCACCUCGUCAAGGAUUACGGCCCUCAGCCGGUGCCCAUGGCCGAGUACUUCGUUCCGCCGGCCCCGCCACCCCCACCGCCCGUCAUCCCCUCGGCACAGACGGCCUUCGACAGCCCCAUCUCGGCCCCCCCUGCGCUGGCCCCCGGCUCGGCCGGGCCCCCCUCCUAUGCACCCUCGCCGCCCCCUGCGCCCCCCGGCCCCUACUCCGCAUCCCCGCCGCAGGCCGGCCCCAUGGGCCCCCCGGUGGCCCCCCCCCCGCCGCCCCCGGGGCCCCCGGCGGUCUCUGCCUCACCGGCGCACUCGGCCUCGCCGCCCGCCCCCGCCGUGGAGCCUCGGAAGCCGCAGAUCCCGCUGAUGCCCAUGAGCGACGCCCGGAGCGACCUGCUGGCAGCCAUCCGCAGGGGGAUCCAACUCCGGAAAGUCCAGGAGCAGUGGGAACAAGAGGCCAAGAAAGAGCCUGUGGGCAAUGACGUGGCGACGAUCCUGUCGCGGCGGAUCGCGGUGGAGUACAGCGAGUCCGACGACGACUCCGAGCUGGACGAGAAUGAGUGGUCAGACUGAGGGGCCCCGGGCUGGGCUGGGCUGGGCUGGGCUGGAGGAGCCCCCAGCUCUGCCCCGGGUGUGUACAGGCGCCUCCCCCACCAUUGCUGUGCGGGCGGCCCCACUCAUCCAGGAGCUUUGCUUUUACACUUUGUCCAAAACCCUGCGGGCAGCAGCAGCACUGGUAGGAUACACCUCAGAGGCAGUGAGACCAGACAUUAGCAGCACCUUCAUGUUUAAUGACUUCCAGAAUUCUCUGAAGGCAGGUUAAUAGGAUUGCUCUGGGUUUACACCUGGAGCAGGAGCAGAGGCUGGCCCUGAGUGUGCUUUGCGCGAGGAGGGAGCCCCAGGGGCAGCAGUGCUUUUCCAGCUGGACGGUAACUGUGGUAACGAGAAGCUCCUGGAGAAGAAGCCUGUUUGCACGGCUGGUGCCACCAUGGGAGCUCGGGGAUGGCCCUGCAUGGGCCUGGGGACCCUCUGCUGUCAGAGUUUUUGGGGUCAGGCAGCUCCAAAGGCUGCCCAUGAGCAGGAGCCUCCUUCCCCUGGGCGUGAUGCACCAUGUUUAGCAGCAGCUCCGUAGGGAUGGUUCCCAUCGUACUAUCACUCCCUGGAGAAUCACAGAAUGGUUGGGAUUGGAAGAGACCUUUAAAGCCUGUUGAGUCCAAUCCCUUGCAAUGAACUGGGACCCCUUCCACUAGACCAGGCUGCAUGAGAAGACCAAGGUGUUGGUGACCUGAGCCCGUUUCUGUCCUUAGAACUGGUUUUCUGGGAGAAAAGGGUGAAGGCAAGGCUUGUGUGGCUGACAGGGGCACGCAGCCUUGUCUUUGCCAGUGAAGGAUUAAGGUGUCCAGGGAGCUUCCCCAGACCCAGCUCUCCUUGGUCUUAAUGUGACACCAUUUCAGUGUUAUUUGAAAAAGAAAAAGAAGUUAAUUAGACAAUCUGCUGCUUUUAGGUAAACUCUCAACUUGCCCUUUGCAGCCCCACAUACUGUGCCUGUACAACUGAGACCAACUCAGAGCCAGGCACUGGUUCCCCCGCCCUGAUCCUGCCCCAUUCCCUAUCCCACAGGAGGGUGCUAAUGGGGGAGCUGGAGAGCCAGGCCCCUGCCACAGCACUGAAAAUACCUGUGCUCACAUCAAAAUAGAGUGAUUCACCCAAGACUUUUCUCCUCCCUUCACGGAGGGAGGAGGCACAGGAAGGCAGAGAGAAGGGGUAGGGAAUACUGAAAAUAUCACAGUCAGGUGCAAAAACCUGCAGAGAGCUGAGAGACAUUCCCCACGAGUGGAAAAUGGGCCAGGACCAGCCAUGGACUUGCCAGAGUGGUGUCCCCAGGCCCUCUCUUGUGUUCCCUUAUACCACAAGGCUCUGAAUGGGGGAAAACUGAGGCCCCAUGUUGCAGCUCUUCUGGGGAAAGCCUGGGCUCUGUGCCUGCCUCUCUGCCUCUCCCAGUAGCCAUGUAGGUGAUGGCUACAACAGUAGGAUUUUGACUCUCCAGAAGCAAACAGGCCAGUAAAGGAGGUGGGAGGGUACGGCUGGGACCCAAAGGCUCAUCCUUAAAUUCAUAGAAUCCUAGAGUGCUUUGGGUUGGAAGGGACCUUACAUCUCAUCUCAUUCCAGUCCCAUGCCAUGGGCAGGGACACUUUCCUCUAGACCGGGUUGCUGGUUCCUCACCCUGAGAAGUGCUGGUGUUGAACAACACCCCAAACAUCUGCUCAUUUCUCCCCAGUGAGAAACUUUUCAUGGCCAGAUGUGGUGAAUCCUCUGCCCAGCUGCUGAGAAAUGCCCCCAGGAGCUCUCCUUUCUCUUGGCUGCCACAAAAUGGUCUCUUGUCCCUUGGGAGUGACACCUCCCACAUCUCCACUCCUGGACUGUGAGCUGUGGUGCCGAGUGGGCUUGAGCAGAGGGGCAGCAUGGAUGUGGGAGAGGGCAAGGCAAGAAGCAGAAGUGCAAUAGGAUGCAUGGAAUAGCUCAUCUACAAAACCCAAGGAAGCAGGGCUGACCAAAGGAGGCAGGGAGACACAGUGCACCAGGAGGUCAGGAAAUUCCUGAUGCUUGGUGCUCGCCAAGAGCUCUCGUUUCUGAUGUAGACCCUCUGAAACACAGGGAACUGGCUGCAAAAGCUUUUGGCCAAAGCCUGGCCAAGACAGAGAGCCCCUGUGAUGGGCCUUCCUUGGGAAAGCAGCUGGGAUUUGACCUGGAACAUGUUCAGAAGGAAGUGUUGUAAAAAUUCAGAGCAACAUUUCAGCAGAUUCCUGGUGGUAUUUAUUGUGGAGCGUUAUUAACGUAGACACAAUCGUAAUCCUGUUUGUGUGUGAAGAGAAAGUGGAUUUAUUUGGAUAAUUUAGAAAAAGUAAUAAAUUUUAUGAGGAGAGAGAAUAGCAGGGGCUGGGGGAGCUGCUCUUACCUGUUAUAGGGGUCGAAGGGCUGCAGAGACAUUGGGGGGAACCAAGUAGGGGCUCAGGGACACAUGGAACUGGCUUGUCCCUUGGAUCUCUGACUGGCCCAAUUCUGCAAAGCCGAGCCAGUCCUGGUGAGAACUGGAGAGUGGUCGAGUGCCCCUGGAAGAUCAAGCCCCUUCUUUUCGUGCACCAGUUGCUUUGUGUGUGUCACAUUGGAACUGUGGUCAUUCUGGCAGGACUCUGGUGUGUGGCAGGUCAGGACUGUCCCUGUAGCCUCUCACUGCCCUGUCACCUCCCCACAGCUGUGCUGCACUUGGGAUUGGCAGCUGUCAGUCAACCCAUGCCAGUGUCAGGGUUGAUGCUGUUCCAUGGCAAAACCCUUGACAGUCAGAAUGGCUUGGGUUGGAAGGGACCUUGAAGGUCAUCUAGUUCCCUCAAUCCUUGCCUGCCCUGUGCACAGGCCACAUCUGCAGAGUGGGUGUACAGCUGGGAGCCUCGGGAGGGCAGGUAGCAAUGCUCCCCUGCCCACUCUUCCUCACUCCUUACACCAUCCUCUCCCCUUUGGACAUCCCAGCACAUCCUCACCAUUCAUAUUCUGCUUACAAUCUCCAGCCCUUGAUAACACAAACACGUUUCAUGUGCUCAAGUCCAAAGCAAGUCAGCAGGACCAUAACCUCCCAGCAUUGCCCAUUGCUUGAAAACAUCAUGAUCCUCCUCUUCCAGGGAUCUGAAUUGCCAUGGCAGCCCUUAAGCUGUCCUGAUAGCAGGGAUGGGGCUGAUCCCCCGCCCCAUCCUCAUCCCAGCGAGAUCUGCAGCAGAGCUCGUUGCUCAGCUUUCUGCUGUAGCUGGUGGAGAGGUGACCUGUGUAGUCAGGGUGGGCUGUAGAACCCAUUUCUGGUCUGGUCACAGUGAUGCUCUUCCCAACUCUCCCAACAGCACCACAAGGCAGGCAAGCACCCGGAAUUGCUGAGGUUGGAAAAGACCUCUAAGAUCAUCAAAUCAGACCAUUAAUACCACAUGGUGGCACUGAGAGCCCCGAUCUCAUGACACAGCCACUGCAUCCUCAGAAUCUUCACCCGACAGUUCAGCCACGCUGGAGCGUGACCAGCUUUGUUUUAGGCACAUUCAUCUGCUUUUUGCCCAGGUGACCUAUGAAAUCCAACAGAAGCAACACCAGUUCCUGGGCUGGCACUGCUGGAGUUGGUUGUGCCCCACUCGUUAACACUGUCUGUCUGACCCACAUGCUGCACACUCCAUAUUUUGUACAUAUGUGCCUAUUCCCGGAUAUUCUUCCCAAAGUAGGCCAUGCUGUGUUACACAACCUGAAAUGCUCAAAUCCUCAUGUGGGCUGAUAUAAAAGUGAAUAUUUAAAUAUUUUAUCUAGCUUGGCAGACAUUAAAAAAUACAAUCCAGGUCACAGAUGAUUGAAUUUCUCCUCUCUCAAGAGUGCCAGAAUUGGGUUGAGGAGAUUCUCCUGUAUAUUAAGGUAUCAUGUUCCAUGUUAAAAUAUAGCAGUGGCAUUUCUUUGCCAGUGGAUAAUCACGGAGUGCCAAACAUUUAAUGAGCCCAACUGAUCUCCUGAGAGCUCCUCUUUCCAUUUUAUCUGCUUUCCCCUACUUGCCAAUUUAUGGGCAUAGAUUAAAAAUAAUAAAUAUGACUGCCAGCGGGGGGAAGAACACCCUGAGUGCAUACAGAUGGAUUGGGCUGGAGUCAGUGGAACAGUAAAUAAGCCAGUUUUGUUCUGCUUGGAGAUAUUAAUGGAAGGCUGUGGUCCUUGAGCUCCAUCAGGAGCCUCUUGGACAUCUCUGGUUCAUCUAAAAACGGACACUGUAGGGACCAGCAUGUCCAUGGCACAUCUGUGAACCUACACCAAGUGUGAAGUCUAGUCUUGCUCAAGUUUCUGAAGGCUGGUGGAAGUCUAGCAGUGUUCAUGCCUGCCCUUGCACUCAGCGUCUCCUUGGGUUAGAGGGACCAUUGGAGCUGGCUCUGGAUGCUGGUUAGAGGUGUCCUGAAGGAGGAAUGGAUUGGGUAGUUUCUAACUUUGCACCCUGGGAAGAAACCUAGAGAGGAGCAAGCAUCACAUCCCAUGACAGCUCCUACUUCUGCUGAUGUUUUUUCUGGGGAAGGUCUUGCUCUUGGUGCAAACAUGAGGCUGAACUUGGCUUCUCCAGAGAACUCCCUCAAAUUUCCUCCCAGCAACUUUUUCAUCUCUGUUUCCCUUUCAAGACACCCAACAGCCUGAACAGAAGCUUUGCAGACUCCCUUGGGGACAGAGCCUGAAUUUACACCUCAGCUUUAAUGAUAAAUGGAAGUUUUGCUUGGAGGGAGGCAGGUUGUAGCACCGGAGGUGGUGUUUUGGAGGGUGCAUUCCAGAGGUCCAUGGCUGGCAGGAACACAGUGCCAUUUCCUCGUGGAUGGACCAUGUUUGGCCAUGGGAAGCACUCCCCAUCAUGGGAUGCUGGCAAGGGGAGCACAGGCAGUUCCUUUCACCAAGAUUCCUGUUUUCCUGUAGUAGUAGUUAUUUAGGGAUAAGGUUUUCUCAGCUGGAAUGUUACUUUACAGAUUAAAAACCCAAAACAAUAAGGGCAAGGAGUCUGUCCGGAGGAGUUUACAGUCUACAGCAAAGACCAUAUAACCUGCACUGCACUUUAGGAGCCUCAAAUGCUCACUCACCCAUGAAUUUACUCUCCACUGGGUAGCAGCACCUCAAGGACUGUUGUCCCUUCCUUGGGUGACCCCACGAGCAGCCCCAUGACCACAUCCCCCCGCUGAUGUCACAGUGGGGCUCUCCUGCCCCUCCACUACUGCCCUGCAAAAGUGCCUGAGCAAAGUCCAGGAGUGCCAAGCCAUGCUGGGUUUGUCCCUGUGCCCUCAGGGUGGGCCUUUCCCAGUCCCCACACAGCUCUGCUCUCUGGGAUGGCCAUGGAUGUGAUGGGAAACAUGCCUGGAUGCACCACUGCCUGCCAAGACUUAGAGCUGCCCAUCAAUUCACAUGGUAGCCUCUGAGCUCAUGCAAAAUGUCCUCCUUCAGACACUUAGAAGCCAAACCUAGACUUUGACGUAUUUUGAUCUGUUUGAGAGUCAAAGGAUGCGGGGGGGUUGUGAAUCUGGUCUUCCUUGAACAAACUCCAGGUUUUCUAGGAUUGUUGUCUCAAGCUCUGCUUUCUCACAGUAAAAAUUGAGCCUGGAUUUUGCUGGGGAAAGGAACGAAAAAAACCCAAACAAAACUCCCAGUCAGGAACUUGAGUGAGGUUUGCCCCAAAGCCUUCAGAACGUGCCCACAGGCAGGGUGGGGGCAGGACACCACCCUGGUGCUGUCACGGCUGAGGCAGAGCCUGCAGCAAGGGAUGGGCUCUCGGUGAGGGAAAUCCCCAGGCAAGAUCUGGAUGGAACAUGCUUGGCCACAGAGUCCCCAAAGGCAGUGCUGAUGUGACUUUAUCCAUAUUAAUGUCUGGAUUACAGACUGGCAGGACCCUGAGGCCGUGGGCUCCUCCACAGUGCUGCGUGAUAGCAGAGCAGGGAUGGGCACCCUAAUGGGCAUCUCCUAAUAGGGAUCUUUCCAGAGGUGCCUUUGUAGUCUCUUGUUCCUCUCAGGAACAGGUUCAAACCUGUUAAACAAUGACCUGCCGGUGUUGUGAGCCCAAGUGUGUGGGAAGUGAGCCUUCCCCUGCACACCUUUCCCGUGGUGGCAAUGCCAAGGCCCUGGGCUGGCCCUGGGGGACUUUCAGCCCAAUGGCAGCUCCAGCACUUAGUUCUGCAUAAAGUAUUAAGAGUGCAAAGAGGAGGAAAAAGACAGAAAUAAAAUAAUCCAGCAUUUUAGGUUGGUUUUUCUCCCACUGCUCUGUACAGGGAAAACCUCAGAUGGGUAAAACCCCCUGAAAAGCCACAAAGGGCAUGGAAAAAAUAACUCUGUUCUCCAUGUCAGUGAGGGACUCAAGUGCACGGCACUGGAGGAGUGAGUUGUGGCAGAAGGGAGCUGAGUCAGAUCUUGGGGAAGGCUUUGCCAUGGUAAGGGAUGGAGAAACUGAAGCAGGCCACAAAGGUUCUGCCUUAGGAGGGCUUUGAGAAGCAGGUGGGCAAAUGCCAGAAAGGAGCACUGCCCAUGACCUUGUUGUGGGCCAGGGAGUGGUGGAGGUGCCCACAGGGCAUCUCUUCAAAAUGUGUUUGUAGUUCUGCCUCAUCCCCUCCUUUGGGUGUCCCAACCCCAAAGCAUCUCCCACCAGCCAGGGCAGCUGCUGGAGCUCUCUCUUGGUUUUGGUGUUGACCCUUAAAUGCAAUAAAGAUAAAACACCUGAGAGGGAAGGAUGUGAACUGAGUAGAAAACCAGGGCAUGCAGAUGUUACUGCUGUAUUUCCCUAGUCAGAAGGCAGCAGCUCCAGCAACUUGCUCCUCAGGACCCUUCUUCGCCUGCAGCUGCAGUGGGUAAACCAUGCUGGUAAAUUAAGGUGGAGAUUUUAAAAGUUACCCUUUGAUUUGGGCUAGCUCAGAUGAGAAAUACAAAAAUAAAACACAAACCCCUCCCCCACAAAACUAAAAAGCAAACAAACAACUUACAUGUGAUUUCCAGAAGGACAAUUUGUUCUGUUCCCUUCCCCUGGACCUCGAGGGAAGGUCAAACCCAGCAACACUUCCCAGCUAUCACCAACAAAAUGAAGCAGGUCUCACCACUUCCAAAAAAAUCACAUCCUGAGAAAACAGUAUUUAAGAAAAAGCAGUAAGAACCUCAUCACAGUGCAGCAAGGAGAGGGGUCUCUUAUCACCCCAGGAGGUGCUUUUGACAGUGAAGGCCCUUCCCCAGCCCAAGUGUUUGAAGUCCUGUUGAUUUUCACCUCUCACCAGUGCUGGUCCAUGCCUGACACCUCAGCUGGGAACACUUACACCAUAGCAAGUCAUUUCUUACCAUGGAAAAGGUAACCAUAAAAGUCUUGUCUUUGAGCCUGGUGAUGUUCCUGUGACACCCAUGGAGGAGAGGGUGAUUUCCUGAUGGCAGCAGGAACAGCUUUGACACAGUCCUGCCAGGUCUUCAAAAAUCAAACUGUUAUGAGCCUCAACACCCCCUCACUGCCCCUCCCCCCCCAAUUUAAUUUUAUACUGAGAUGUUUCAGGUCUACCUUUAGUUCUGUCCAGUUUUUAUCAAACGGGACCAUUCUUGGUGGUGCUUUUCAU
Molecule: messenger RNA, 9096 nt
Organism: Lepidothrix coronata (blue-crowned manakin)
Lineage: Eukaryota; Metazoa; Chordata; Aves; Passeriformes; Pipridae
Product: wiskott-Aldrich syndrome protein family member 3-like
Exons: 9
Coding region: 53-1552 (499 amino acids)
Biological process (GO): actin cytoskeleton organization; positive regulation of Arp2/3 complex-mediated actin nucleation
Cellular component (GO): cytoskeleton
Molecular function (GO): protein kinase A regulatory subunit binding; Arp2/3 complex binding; actin binding
Source: RefSeq, a predicted model, not a curated record